This is a messenger RNA of Limanda limanda (common dab), 1665 nucleotides long. It is a transcript of the gene pcgf6, whose product is annotated as polycomb group ring finger 6. Gene Ontology annotation, biological process: regulation of transcription by RNA polymerase II. Bases 108 to 878 code for a protein of 256 amino acids. Gene Ontology annotation, cellular component: PRC1 complex. Lineage: Eukaryota; Metazoa; Chordata; Actinopteri; Pleuronectiformes; Pleuronectidae. The transcript has 11 exons. The record is from RefSeq and is a predicted model, not a curated record.
GAGAGGGAAACGGUGGCUAACGUGAGUGAAGACUGUAAAGUAGAUCCAAGAAGGGAGGGACUUUAUACCGGGAAGGUGAAAGCUGAAGGAAGUUGUUGUCGUUGGGAAUGUCAUCACCUCCGUAUGGUCACAGGAGUCAUGAAGGGUCCACGCACAUAUCAGACAGCGACUCAGAGACCGAGCCAAAGCUCCCCCUCAACCAGUUCUAUCCAUACAUCCGCUGUGCCCUGUGCUGCGGCUUCCUCAUCGACGCCACCACCAUCAUAGAGUGUCUGCACACAUUUUGCAAAAGCUGCAUCGUGAAGCACUUCUUCUACAGCAGCAGGUGUCCCACAUGCAACAUUGUGGUCCAUCAAAGUCAACCCCUUUACAACAUCAGGCCUGACAGACAACUGCAGGACAUUGUUUACAAAAUGAUUCCCUACCUUGAGGAGUAUGAACGAGAACAGAUGUGUACCUUCUACAAAGAGAGAGGGAUGGAGGUGCCUAAACCAGUGGUGAUCACCUCUCCCGCUCCUGUUGGGGUGAAGAGGCAGAGGAGAGAUAACGCUCCUCAGUCUGUGUUCACUAUUCCUCCUGAGCUGGAUGUUUCUCUGCUGCUGGACUUUGUUGGGGCUGAAGAGGGCAUUAUUGACUUUAAGCCGUUGGAGAGGCGGUAUGUUCGUGUGUCGGGUGAGGCCACCAUCCGGCACGUGGAGUUGUUCAUCAGGAGGAAGAUGGAGCUUAGCCCAACCUGCCUGGUGGAUGUGGUUUGUGGCGACCACCUCCUGGAUCCCUCCCAGUCCCUCAAAGACGUGCAGAGCACCGUGGGCGAUGCGGCGCUGCAAGACGGUCUGCUGGUGCUGCAGUUUGGCCUGAUCCUGCCCGCCCACUCCUGACCAUGAGAUUGUGAUUCCUUUCCUCCGACUCCUAGUUAUCAUUUGGAGUGAAGUGUCUACCUUUGCAUUAUACCUGCCUCACGACCAUCUUGGAUGUGAGAGCCUAAUAUCUCCAAACAUGGUUUUCCUGAAUGGACUGGAAUGAAAAUAGAUCAACUGUUCUUUGAAAUUUAUCACUGUAGCAACAAAUGUUCAUCUCUCAGGAAGACGGGUACAUACAUUUGACUUACGUGAGUGCCAGCAUGGAAAAAGGAGUAACUCCAAUCCGACAAGUGGAAGUUCCUCUUCCUACUGCCAAGGUGUCUUCAGGUGGAGUUCAGUUGGCUUCCACUCUACAGAACGUGACUUCUGCUGUAGCCACACUGCGCAUGACUCCUCUUAAUAGAAAGUGAAACUCAGACAGUGCCUGUGAAGCAGAUUCAAGCUGCCUCUUUUUCUAUGAAACCAGGGACCCAUUUCUCACUUUUGUAUUUAAUGACUGAUUGACUGUGAUUUCAGAUACUACUGAUUCAAAGGGCUUGAAAAUUCAAACUACCACUACCAAAGGUUUGUGUUUGUGUGUAACAUUUUGAUAUUCAGAGCUCCGAUCUACGCGUCGUCUUUUCCAGCUUGUUUAUGGUUGAUUUACACAUUUAAUUUAAGAGCUGUUAACUUUUUUACUUAUUUAAGUGUCAACUUAUGUAAAAGAAUACAACAGACACGAAAGCAUUUAUUUAAAGGGUGUUCGUAUGCAGAGAUUUUUUGUAAGAUUCGUUGAAAAAUAGUUUUGUCAGUUUGAAUGAAUAAA